Messenger RNA from Trypanosoma cruzi, 393 nucleotides. RefSeq names its product mucin TcMUCI, putative. The record is from RefSeq and is a predicted model, not a curated record. The coding region runs from base 1 to 393 and encodes 130 amino acids. The transcript has a single exon. Lineage: Eukaryota; Euglenozoa; Kinetoplastea; Trypanosomatida; Trypanosomatidae.
AUGAUGAUGACGUGCCGUCUGCUGUGCGCCCUGUUGGUGCUCGCCCUCUGCUGCUGCCCGUCCGUGUGCGCGGCAGACGCUGCGCCUGGGCCUGGAGCCGCCGCCUCUUCUUCCAAUACGACCACGACGACGACUACAAAAAAACCACCAACUACAACCACGACGACCACAACACAGGCACCAACCACGACCUCGACCACCACUACGACAACCACGACAACGACGACUACAACACAGGCACCAAGUACUACGACUACUGAGGCGCCAGCUGUGUCGACCACCCGCGCACCGUCACGUCUUCGGAGCGUCGACGGCAGCCUCAGCAGCUCUGCGUGGGUGUGUGCCCCGCUGGUGCUCGCCGCAUCCGCGCUGGCGUACACCGCUGUGGGCUGA